AUGGCGAUGACACGUAUUCUACUUUCUUUCAUGCUCAGCCUUUCCACCAUCAAAGCUGCUGAAUCGAUCCUCACCAUGAGCAGCCAUUACUGCUCAGACUCAACCACUUUCACUCCCAAUAGCACCUACCACGCCAACCUCAAUCAUGUUCUCGAUGAUCUCGUCAAUGAUACCAACGCUGAUAAAGGGUUCUUAUUCACUUCCAGUGGAACGAGCUCGAGUGAGGCCGUCUAUGGCAGCUUUAUGUGCAAAGGCGAUGUCUCUAAGAAAGAGUGCAUGGAAUGCGUCAAGAAUGCGAGGCUUGAGAUAACUCUCGUAUGCCGGAUGACCAAAGUCUCCAUCUUGUGGUACAGUAAAUGCAUGUUGCGCUACUCCGACACAAAUUUCACCGGGAUUGUGGAGACGAAACCUCGGUUGUCUGGAUACAAUGAAGAGAACAUAGAAAAGCCAGAUCAAUUCAUGAUGCUACUGAAAGUGACGAUGGAUGCGGCAAUAGAGGCCGCUCAGCAUCCUCCCAGGAUGUAUGGCCAUCGGGAAGCCAAGUUUACUCAGCGGAAAAAGUUGUACACGUUCGCACAGUGCGUGCCUUAUCUUUCCAAGAACUACUGUUCGCAGUGCCUUCUCAACGCCACAUCACGCCUCUUAAGCCUCCCAAAGGGGAAAAUCGGGGGCCAGGUGUUGCUUCCGAGUUGCUUUGUCAGGUUCGAGAUAUACCCGUUUCACCACAGGAGAAGCUCAAAAGCUUUGUAA
Messenger RNA from Eucalyptus grandis, 750 nucleotides. RefSeq names its product cysteine-rich receptor-like protein kinase 25. The transcript has 2 exons. Bases 1 to 750 code for a protein of 249 amino acids. Lineage: Eukaryota; Viridiplantae; Streptophyta; Magnoliopsida; Myrtales; Myrtaceae. The record is from RefSeq and is a predicted model, not a curated record.